Molecule: messenger RNA, 675 nt
Organism: Trypanosoma grayi
Lineage: Eukaryota; Euglenozoa; Kinetoplastea; Trypanosomatida; Trypanosomatidae
Exons: 1
Coding region: 1-675 (224 amino acids)
Biological process (GO): cytoplasmic translation
Cellular component (GO): cytosol
Molecular function (GO): mRNA binding
Source: RefSeq, a predicted model, not a curated record
AUGGGGAAGAAGGCGGAGCAGAAGAAAAAGGAGAAGAUCCUCGAGGACAAGACGUUCGGUCUCAAGAAUAAGAACCGCAGCGCGAAGGUGCAGUCCUACAUCCAGUCCGUGAGCAAGAGCGUGAACCAGGGAAACCCCAACGACCGCAAGCGCACCGACGACCUCGAGGCGAAGCGCAAGGCCCGCGAGGAGAAGAAGGCCUUCGAGGCGGAGAUGGCGAAGCUCUUCAAGGACGUCGACACCUCCGGCCGCGGCGCCGCACGUCAUGAGAACGACGGCGACGGCAGUGCCGCAAACGCGGAGGACGGAGACCGCAACCUCGGCUGCGCGCCCGACGACUACCUGUUCCGGCCGGAGGACUUCGAGGAGGUACAGUACGACGAGCGGCGGCUGGAGGAGCAGCUGGAGGCGGAGCGCGAGGCACUGAAGGAGCGCAGCGACCUGACGCCCGUCACAGAGGCGAGCUUCCAGGCGUGGAAGGCGAUGAAACGGGCGCAGGCGGUGGAGGCGGAGGCGGCGCGCGUACGCAAGGCGAAGGCCGGUGACGGCAAGCUGCGCGGCUGGGAUCUGUGGCAAAUGGACAAGGAGCUCUUCGUUGACGACGAGGACGCCGACGAGUUGUACGAGCGCGAGGAGCGUGACGAGGAGGAGGAGGAGGAGUACGAUCUCUCGUGA